GCGUAUGGCCGCCGCCCCCCGCUGGCAGACGCUGGCGGCGUAAGGCGCGCGGGCCCCGGAGCGGGCGCGGCGGAGCGCGGUGAGCCCGGCGCCUCCCGUCCCGAACAUGCGGAGGCCGGCCCAGGCGGCCCGGGAGCCGGAGCGGGGGCCCGAGCGGGCACCGGAGCCGGAGCGCGAGCGGGCGCGGGGCCCGGAGCCGGGGUCCGCGCUGCGCUGCUGAGGCCGGGCCGGCCGCCCAGACGCUGCCCCCGGGCCCGGCCACGGCGGAGCCAAGCUGUGAGCCGUGAGCUUUGAGGUGGUGGGACCUGUCAGCAGAAUGUCUCCUGCUCCCGAGAGUGACCCCGAGGCCACUGAGAUGAGCACUGCGGCCUGGCCGGCCCGAGCGCCUGCGUCUCAGUAGCUGGGAGCCGCGGGCCCACGCCUGCCCACCGGCCGCGGUGAUGUUCUAGCCACGGAGGAGCCAAGACCUCAGGUUUCCAGAGACUUGGGAUUUGCACAGCAGCAGAGUCACCGUGGAGAGGCCAGGGUAUCACAAACUUAUGGAUUUUGACAAGAAAGGAGGGAAAGGGGAGACAGAGGAGGGCCGGAGAAUGUCCAAGGCCGGCGGGGGCCGGAGCAGCCACGGCAUCCGGAGCUCAGGGACCAGCUCGGGGGUCCUGAUGGUGGGCCCCAACUUCCGCGUCGGCAAGAAGAUCGGCUGCGGCAACUUCGGGGAGCUCCGCCUAGGAAAGAAUCUCUAUACAAAUGAAUACGUGGCUAUCAAAUUGGAGCCGAUCAAGUCCCGGGCCCCGCAGCUGCACCUGGAGUACCGGUUCUACAAGCAGCUCAGCGCCACAGAGGGCGUCCCUCAGGUCUACUACUUCGGCCCGUGCGGGAAGUACAACGCCAUGGUGCUGGAGCUGCUGGGGCCCAGCCUGGAGGACCUGUUCGACCUGUGCGACCGGACCUUCACGCUGAAGACGGUGCUGAUGAUCGCCAUCCAGCUGAUCACGCGCAUGGAGUAUGUGCACACGAAGAGCCUCAUCUACCGGGACGUGAAGCCGGAGAACUUCCUGGUGGGCCGCCCGGGGACCAAGCGGCAGCACGCCAUCCACAUCAUCGACUUCGGGCUGGCCAAGGAGUACAUCGACCCCGAGACCAAGAAGCACAUCCCGUACCGCGAGCACAAGAGCCUGACGGGCACCGCGCGCUACAUGAGCAUCAACACGCACCUGGGCAAGGAGCAGAGCCGCCGCGACGACCUGGAGGCGCUGGGCCACAUGUUCAUGUACUUCCUGCGCGGCAGCCUCCCCUGGCAGGGGCUCAAGGCCGAUACGCUCAAGGAGCGGUACCAGAAGAUCGGGGACACCAAGCGCGCCACGCCCAUCGAGGUGCUCUGCGAGAACUUCCCAGAGGAGAUGGCCACGUACCUGCGCUACGUCCGGCGCCUGGACUUCUUCGAGAAGCCCGACUAUGACUACCUGCGGAAGCUCUUCACCGACCUCUUCGACCGCAGCGGCUUCGUGUUCGACUAUGAGUACGACUGGGCCGGGAAGCCCCUGCCGACCCCCAUCGGCACCGUCCACACCGACCUGCCCUCCCAGCCUCAGCUCCGGGACAAAGCCCAGCCGCACAGCAAAAACCAGGCGCUGAACUCCACCAACGGGGAGCUGAACGCGGACGACCCCACGGCCGGCCACUCCAACGCCCCCAUCACGGCGCCUGCAGAGGUGGAGGUGGCGGAUGAAACCAAAUGCUGCUGUUUCUUCAAGAGGAGAAAGAGAAAAUCGCUGCAGCGACACAAGUGACCCCGGGCGCGUGCAGCCCCCUGAAUCUUCUCCGUGCAGCCCCUUGGGGCGCGAGCUUGUGCGAGGCCCUCGGGGCCCACCCACAGCGGCCCAGGGCCAGGCCCUGGCUGGAAGCCAGAACGCAGACUGCAGGGGCCGCGCCUGGCUCAGGCGGCGGCCCCACCCCCAGGACGUGGGGUCACUUCCUUCACGUAAGACUUUGGCCGAAAUUUCUACACCUGUGUCUAGUCCUCCCCCCUCCAAGAGCAUUAACUAUUUAAAACAAGGAAAAAAGGAAAAAAAACAGAGGCCCGCCCUACCCCCACUCCUGCCCCUCCGUUUCUUUGCUGAAGUGAGUAGUGUGAUCCUGGAGGCUCCCUGGCUGAGGCCCGGCCUGGCCCGGCCCCGCCAGCCGCCCCCGUUAGCGUCAUAAAGUCCAGCUUGUCUCCCUCGAUCCAAAGGCCGUUUCCUCGAGGGGAGGGCAGGCCCGGCCUGGAGGGGUGCUGUGGAGCUGUCUUGCCCAGGCCCUCCUGGGAGGGGGACAGGCAUUGCUGCCAGGGGUGAGGCCGCGCCCCAGGUCUCCCCAAAACCAAAGGGGAAGGCAGGGGUGGGGCCGCGGCUGAAGCCGGCCCCCCAACCAAAAUGCUGCACCAAAGCUCGGGCGCCACAGGCACGGCCACUGCAGUUUCUUCCCAGCCUGGCCCUGGCGAGGGGCGGGUGGGCACUGCCAGGUGGGUGCUUCUCGAUGCACUUGCUCCCGGAGGCUGUGCCCCGGCGCCUGGAACCCGAGGUGGGAGGACCGGCUGGUGUCACCCUGCUCGGCCCUGGGCCCUGCUGCGUGGGGCGCGUGGGGCGCGUGGGCACGGGGCUUCCUGCCUCUGUGCUCCGAGACCCGGCAAGCAGCCGGAGACAAAACGCCUUAAAGCCCCCGGCCCAGCCUUGCAGGUGAAUUGCAGGGGCCUGGGGGCAGCCCUGGACUGGCGGGCGGUUCCCCAGCGGGGUGCCCUGGAGGCUGCCGGGCGGAGUGGAGCAGCUUGGGGCCGUGCCCAGGGCGGUGGCUGUGAGUCUAGUUUUUGCUUUACCAAGUGUACAGAAAUGGCAUUUACGUUUCUCUGAUGCUCCCUUGAAGCCAUAGAAUUUAGGGGCUUUUUUUAAAAAAAUAAAAGAAAAAUGAAACCAAA
Messenger RNA from Nomascus leucogenys (northern white-cheeked gibbon), 2947 nucleotides. It is a transcript of the gene CSNK1G2, whose product is annotated as casein kinase 1 gamma 2. The record is from RefSeq and is a predicted model, not a curated record. NCBI's taxonomy places the organism in Eukaryota, Metazoa, Chordata, Mammalia, Primates, Hylobatidae. Gene Ontology annotation, cellular component: cytoplasm; plasma membrane; nucleus. Gene Ontology annotation, molecular function: ATP binding; protein serine/threonine kinase activity. Gene Ontology annotation, biological process: positive regulation of canonical Wnt signaling pathway; peptidyl-serine phosphorylation; endocytosis.